This is a messenger RNA of Cadophora gregata, 1179 nucleotides long. RefSeq lists its product as uncharacterized. The record is from RefSeq and is a predicted model, not a curated record. The transcript is spliced from 2 exons. Gene Ontology annotation, molecular function: GTPase activity. NCBI's taxonomy places the organism in Eukaryota, Fungi, Ascomycota, Leotiomycetes, Helotiales, Ploettnerulaceae. Bases 1 to 1179 code for a protein of 392 amino acids.
AUGGCGACUUCCCAGCUUCUAGUGCCCACCCCGCCAACAGCUAUUGUCUGCGUAGGCAUGGCAGGAAGCGGAAAGACGACUUUCAUGCAACGCAUCAACAGCCAUCUCCACGCCCAGAAAGAACCUCCAUAUGUAAUCAACCUCGAUCCGGCAGUCCGCAAUGUUCCCUUCGACAGUAAUAUCGACAUUCGCGAUUCGGUGAAUUACAAGGAGGUAAUGAAGUCCUACAAUCUUGGUCCCAAUGGCGGCAUCCUGACAUCACUUAACUUGUUCGCAACGAAAAUUGAUCAAAUCCUUGGACUGUUGGAAAAGCGCACGACACCAGAUCCUGCGAAACCUGACGCAAAGACUAUAAAGAGCAUAUUGGUGGACACACCUGGUCAGAUUGAAGUGUUUGUAUGGAGCGCUUCUGGUGCCAUCUUGUUGGAUUCUUUGGCGUCGACAUUCCCAACGGUCAUCGCAUAUAUCAUCGACACUCCACGAACUGCUUCUACAAGUACCUUUAUGAGCAACAUGCUAUAUGCUUGCAGUAUUCUCUACAAGACUAAGCUUCCUAUGAUUCUGGUUUUCAACAAAACAGACGUCAAAGAUGCCGAGUUUGCAAAGGAGUGGAUGACAGACUUUGAAGCUUUUCAGGCAGCUUUGAAGGAAGAGGAAGAGUCUGGCAGCUUUGGUGGAGUUGAAGGUGGGAGUUCGGGGGGUGGAAGUGGUUAUAUGGGCUCUUUGCUUAACAGUAUGAGCCUAGUGUUAGAGGAGUUUUACAGUCACUUGAGUGUGGUUGGAGUGAGCUCCAUGACUGGAGCCGGGAUCAAAGAGUUCUUCGAAGCUGUACGAGACAAGACCGAGGAAUUUGAGCGCGAUUAUAAGCCCGAAUUGGAGCGAAGGAGGAUUCAGAGGGAAGCUGAAAAGCUGAAGAACAGGGAGAAAGAAUUGGGCAAGUUGAUGAAAGAUAUGGCGGUUUCUGGGGAGCCUUCUUCUACGAAGUCGGCGACGAAAACACCCGACAUGGAUACUUUGAGCGACAUGGAGGAUUCCGGCGACGAUGAUGGCGAGGAUCAGACUGGGGAAGGUUUGACCUCAAGAUACAAACAAGCUCUGGAAGAAUCUGGCCCAUAUGCGUCAACGAAUGAGGAUCAUAGCUUCACAAGAUAUCUUCGAGCAAGUCAGAUGAACAUGUAG